GCCAUGCCGGCCGCGGAGGAGCCGUCGAGCGGCCUGGAGGGCGGCGAGCCGCAGUACCUGCAGCAGCUCCGGCACAUCCUGCAGCACGGCCACCGAAAGGAGGACCGCACGGGCACCGGCACCAUCUCCGUCUUCGGCAUGCAGGCGCGGUACAGUCUGAGAGAUCAGUUCCCACUGCUGACAACAAAGAGAGUGUUCUGGAAAGGAGUGCUGGAGGAGCUGCUGUGGUUUAUCAAGGGUUCUACAAAUGCCAAAGAGCUCUCUGCAAAAGGUGUGAAGAUUUGGGAUGCCAAUGGAUCACGUGAGUUCCUGGAUAAGCAGGGGUUUUGCACCAGAGAAGAGGGGGACUUGGGACCAGUUUAUGGUUUCCAGUGGAGGCACUUUGGAGCAGAAUACAAAGACAUGCACGCAGAUUAUUCCAACCAAGGAGUUGAUCAGUUACAAAAAGUGAUUGAGAUGAUCAAAACCAAUCCAGAUGACAGAAGAAUCAUCAUGUGUGCUUGGAAUCCCAAAGAUAUUUCUCUGAUGGCCUUGCCACCUUGCCAUGCUCUUUGCCAGUUCUAUGUUCUAAAUGGCGAACUGUCUUGCCAACUGUACCAGAGGUCUGGAGAUAUGGGACUAGGAGUGCCUUUCAAUAUUGCCAGCUAUUCACUGCUCACAUACAUGAUAGCCCAUGUCACAGGGCUGAAGCCUGGAGAAUUCAUACACACCUUAGGAGAUGCUCACAUAUAUCUGAAUCACGUGGAGCCUCUAAAAGUUCAACUUCAAAGGGAGCCCAGACCUUUACCUAAACUCAAAAUCCUUCGUAAGGUUGAAGACAUCAGUGACUUUAAGGCAGAAGACUUUCAGAUUGAAGAUUAUAACCCUCAUCCACCUAUUAAGAUGGAGAUGGCUGUUUAAUGCUAUUAAACAUCUUCUAUUAAUAUGGAAAUCUACUUAAGCUACUUUGCUUCCUUUGUACUUAAAUUUACAGGGUUUUUUAAAUAUAAUUCUAAAGGCAUAUGGUUUAGUAUUGAAAAAUAGACCAAUGUUUCCUUCAUUACUAAGUUGUGAGAACAAAUAUGUAGGCAUGGAAUUUACUGCUGUUUUUUCUAUCUGCUAUGAAGCAGAGUAGAAUUCCUGGCUUCUGCAUAUCAAACAAUGAAUUUGGAUUAUUUAUUCCUCUCUAAAUAACGCAUUUAGUAUGCAAGUGUUGUUUGUGAGAUACUUUUCUACUGGUUAUUUCAUUUGACUGUGGCUGUUUCAGUUACUAUUCAGCUAUUAUUUCUGAGUUGUAUUUGCUUACGUGCUUUAUUUAGGACCGAAAAAAAGAGCCUUUAUGUACAACAGAAGAUUC
Lagopus leucura (white-tailed ptarmigan) is the source of this 1336-nucleotide messenger RNA. RefSeq names its product thymidylate synthetase (gene TYMS). The transcript has 7 exons. Gene Ontology annotation, molecular function: thymidylate synthase activity. Gene Ontology annotation, cellular component: mitochondrion; cytosol. The coding region runs from base 4 to 900 and encodes 298 amino acids. The record is from RefSeq and is a predicted model, not a curated record. Gene Ontology annotation, biological process: dTMP biosynthetic process. NCBI's taxonomy places the organism in Eukaryota, Metazoa, Chordata, Aves, Galliformes, Phasianidae.